GUUUGGAGGUACAAGAUGACCCGGGAAAAAAAAAAAAAAAACAGAAAAACGGUGAAUGAUAUGUUAUUUAUGUUAGAAAGCGGUUUAGUUGCCGAUUGAUUAAAAAAAAAAAAACAAAAAAAAAACAUAGAAUUCAUGAACAAUCAAUUGGCCAAGAUUACUCUUAUUUUUUAGCUUUCCUUAUGGGGAUCAAACAAGAUUUUUGACUUUCUAAUCGUCUCUGAUUUUUCUGGCAAUCUAGUAAUUUCGGUGGGAAUUUUAUAUUUUCAAGGCCUGCGAGGAGAUAUUCGAAUAGUUUCGAGAGUGUUGAAGUAAUGGAUAAGUUGAAAUUAGCUCAAUUGGGAGAGCGGUUGAAAACCGGUGGAGCUCAAAUGGGUCGAAUGGUGAGCGGAAAAAUGAAGGAAAUUCUACAAACCCCAACUCCUGAAUCGAAGAUGGUUGAUGAGGCCACUUUGGAGACCUUGGAGGAGCCCAACUGGGGGAUGAAUCUGAGGAUAUGCGCAAUGAUCAAUAGUGAAGAGUUUAGUGGGUCGGAGAUUGUUAGAGCCAUAAAGAAGAAGAUUUCAGGAAAGAAUGUUGUCAGCCAGAGGCUUGGUCUAGACUUGUUGGAGGCUUGUACUUCCAACUGUGAGAAGGUGUUCUCUGAGGUUGCAUCAGAGAAGGUGUUGGAAGAGAUGGUGAGAAUGAUUGAUAAUCCUACAACUGAUCAUGGAAAUGCAGAAAGGGCUAUGCAGUUGAUAAGGGCCUGGGGAGAGUCUGAGGAUCUUGCUUAUCUGCCUGUGUUUCGUCAAACUUACAUGAGCUUGAAAGGAAGGAAUUCCUUAUUAGAAGAUAGGGAUUCCCCGCCUGUGCACUAUAACCUGGAAUCAUAUGUUGAACAGCCGCUUUCUCCCCCUGGAAGCUACCCAAUACCUGAAGUGGGAUUGCAUAAUGUGGAUCGGAGUGCCACCUCCUUUGAUCUUCAAAUUCAAUCAGAUGAAGAGAAAAAAGAAUUUCUUGUGAUAACUCGCAAUAGUCUUGAACUGUUGACUAGUAUUUUGAAUACUGAAACAGAGCCAAAACCUUUGAAGGAAGAUCUAACGGUGAGCAUGCUGGAAAAGUGCAAGCAGUCUCAGCCUGUCAUUAAGAGGAUAAUUGAAAGAACCACUGAUGAUGAAGGGUUGCUCUUUGAAGCUCUGUAUCUUCAUGAUGAGCUUCAACAAGUCGUUUCCAAGUAUGAGAAGUUGGAAGCUUCUCAAACUUCAGAAAGACAACCACUUGAAAAUUCUGAGUCUACCAAAUAUGAGGGGUUGAGAGAUGCACAACAGCCUCAAGAAAAAAUUCCUCAAAACUUUGAUGCACACUACAAGGAAUUAGAAGAUGCCAUAAAAUCCGAUCAGAAACUGCCGGAGAAGUCCGCUCCAUUCGAAGCCAGUUCACCUUCUCAGGUAGCAACUCAUGAUGAAACCAAAAUAGUGAAUUCUCAAAAUGCUGAGAGUUCCAACUCCAGCAGUGAGAAUAAGAAUGAAUGACAUAAUUGGGCAUGGCUUAGUAAAUAGUAAUUUUCCUUGUCUUUGUGCUUUGCCCAUGCACAGGACUUCUUUUUUUAUUUUUAUUUUAAUUGAUCCAUGGCCUAUGCUGAUGCCUGAUGACUGAUGACAAUGGCUUCAUAUUAUGAGACCAUUGUGGUUGAUUAGUCGUUUAGUUUAAUCUUGUUAUGUUUGCUGUAAUUAAUAUUUCUGUGAACAAAAUAGCAUGUCUGCCUUUAAGGAUGUGACAUCUUUGGUGGAUAGUACUGAUUUUCUAUUUUAUAAAUAAAUUAUUUUAGUAUUUUAUUA
Molecule: messenger RNA, 1817 nt
Organism: Ziziphus jujuba (common jujube)
Lineage: Eukaryota; Viridiplantae; Streptophyta; Magnoliopsida; Rosales; Rhamnaceae
Product: TOM1-like protein 2
Exons: 3
Coding region: 315-1511 (398 amino acids)
Biological process (GO): protein transport to vacuole involved in ubiquitin-dependent protein catabolic process via the multivesicular body sorting pathway
Molecular function (GO): phosphatidylinositol binding; ubiquitin binding
Source: RefSeq, a predicted model, not a curated record